This is a messenger RNA of Syngnathoides biaculeatus (alligator pipefish), 7518 nucleotides long. RefSeq lists its product as uncharacterized. The coding region runs from base 91 to 7392 and encodes 2433 amino acids. Gene Ontology annotation, molecular function: protein binding. The transcript is spliced from 17 exons. The record is from RefSeq and is a predicted model, not a curated record. Lineage: Eukaryota; Metazoa; Chordata; Actinopteri; Syngnathiformes; Syngnathidae.
GCCACUGACUCCCUGCUGGCUGAAAACCACCGUCGAAGAAGAAAAAAGGCGGAAGUUGCCGAAGCUUUGAAACAGCAUAUAAAUAGCGGAAUGGCCAGAAAACUGGUGAAGUACGAGAGGAACGAGGGACAACGAAAUCAACUGGGUGAUAAUGAGAAUCACAUCUUUUUCAUCCGAAGAGAAAGUCUGACCACACACCUCCAGCGGCUGAUGAGUGAAGAGGAAGAACUUCUGCCUCAGUCGCAUGGGGGGUACUCCAGUUUGGAGCAUGAGAUGUCACUGCCCUGGCACAUUAGGGAGAAACAGAUGCAUUCACAGCUUCCUCACAUAAAAGAAGAGGAGGAUCCACAGUUGGCACACAUUAAAAAGGAAGAGGAGGAUACACCGUUGGCACACAUAGAAAAGGAACAAGAGGAUACACAGUUGCCGCAUGUUAAACAAGAAGGGGAGGAGCCAAAGAUGUCCCAUCUUAAACAGGAAGUGGAGGAGCCACAGUUGCCCCAUGUUAAGAAGGAAGCGGACGAGCCACAGUCUUCUCAUGUUAAAGGAGAGGAUCCACAGCCCCCACACAUUGAGGAAGCGACCAAUCCAACCGACCACUGUGGAAGACCACCACCAGACAACCUUUUAGCGCCACUGGCAAACAGUGAUGAAUUACCUUUGACAAUACACAAAGAUUUAAAAGAAUUUACACUGGCUACAAGGCGAAGCAAGAGGAUACCCCCAUUACAAGAUGCGGAAGAGCAUGCAGUGAAGGCAUUGGACAAGACGGCAGAAUUGGAAAUAAAAUUAAUGAAUUCAUUGAAAGGUCGGGGGUUGUUUGCCAAAGUCUGUUUCCAAAAAGGAGACUUUGUGGUGGAGUACAGAGGAGAGUUAAUUAAUUCUGAAGAAUCAAAAAAGAGAAGGAUGAGCUAUCACAAAGCAUGUGCUGUGUUCAUGUUUGACUUCUUUUGGAAAGAAGCUACAUUGUGUAUUGAUGCAUCCAUAUAUGAUGGCAGCCUUGGACGCGUCGUCAAUACUUACUCCAGACAUCCAAAUUGCCAAAUGAAGGUCAUAGCAAAGGACAAACUGCACCUCUGUUUAUUUGCUUUGAGGGACAUUCACCCGGGAGAAGAAAUUACAUGUGACCAGGAAAGAAAUGUUACACCACAGAGGCAACAGGACUGGGAUCAGCCACAAGUUCUUUCAUCAGACAAAGUUGGACUCAUCCCUCCACCUCAUUUUGUAGGGUUGUCAAAUUUGAAAGAAUCUCAGAAGCAAUGUACUAGUUCUUCCCAGCUAAAGGGCAACAGCCAGAUGAAAAAAGAGCAGAUGAAACUGGAUUCAGAUAAAGUCCUUGAGCUCAUCUUGGACGGCAGUAGUAAAGAUUACAUUCCUAAGCGUGGUGAAGAUCUGUCUUCCGGUGAUCCAAAUUCGAGUAACGUUAGUGCCUCAAUUGACCAGGAACAAGCGAUGCAGAGAUUUCCAAAUGUAGAGAGGAUGCCGGAUGUCCGUGAUGCGUGGCCAUCACGGCAAGAACGUGACUGUGCUUUGCAGCCUCCUAUUAAGCGAGGGAGCUCCCAUAUCAGAAAUAAAAGUCCCUCUGGUAAGAGAAGGAGAUAUCUCGUAUCCUGGCCAAAAGCAGACACGAGUAGUGAUAACGGCACAAAGGAACAAGAAGAGGCAGAGACUGGAUCUGUGUCAGAUGAUUCAGCACCUGACAUGCAGGAAGAUCUACCGGACUGGGCCCCAUCCCCGGAUAGAGGGUCCGUGGAUUUACCUUGCGUACCUGGUGUUAGUAAAAAAGAGGAUGGCUCAAGAAUGUACAAAAAGGAACAGUAUUGUUUGUAUGGCAAGACAGGGUCUCUAAAAAUUUCAAGGCACCGAGAGGGUGCACAUAGAGACAAGCCAGAAGUUGUACAGGCCCUCUCCUUUCCAAAAGGCUCGAAGGGAAGAAGGAUGUGUUCUGAGCGUUUAAGAAACCAGGGCAACUUUACCCACAAUGUCGAAGUUUUAAAUUCUGGCGUUGGAACGCCUGUGCCUUGCAAACGACCAAGAUGCAAAUCUCAAAUGCAAAAUUUUUUACACUGUGCAUUUUGUAAAGGCUUUUUUUUAAAACACGUCCUUUGGAAGCACAUGAAGACCUGCAAAUUUAAACCUAGUAAUCCACCAAAUCACAGCAAAACACCCAUUCAGGCUCUUUGUGCGCUUGCUGCACCACCGCCACCCGGAUUUAAGGAACAGCUUUGGAAACUGAUAAACGGCAUGAAUAUUGAUGAUGUUUAUGAAGCUGUAAAGUCCAAUCCUUGGAUCAUGCACUAUGGGGAACAUUUGUACAACAGGCAAGGACACGAUGCCACGAAACGCAUAUACAUCGGCGAUCAAAUGAGAGCGUUGGAAAGGCUGCUUGUAUGUUCCAAAAAAAACAUUCCUAUGAAAACAAUCAAAAAUCACAUGCGGCCCUCAAAUUUCAUGCAUGUGAUCCGGGCGACGAAAGACACUGCAGGUUACAACUGUGAAACGUAUACAUACAAAAGCCUUAUCUUGGCGCGCAAAAUUGGACACUGCUUGGAAAGAAUUUCAAAGUUGUUGGAAAGUAGCGCGAAUGUCCGAUGCAUCGACGGUAUUUUAAAAGAUGUCAGGGCAUUCCGUGCAGAGUAUAAAGCCAGGUGGCAAGAACUCCUACCAUCGGCUUUACUCAAAAAAUUGAAGGAGUCUAAGUGGAAAGUUCCUCAGAUGGUCUUCUUCACUGAAGAUGUGCAGAAUCUCCAUUCAUAUUUACAUACUCAGCAACAAGAUCUUUUCCAAAAACUAAACUGGGAAUCCUCCCCCGUGACACAUGGAGAACUGACAAGGGUCAUUUUGACCCAAAUCACUUUGUUUAACAGACCAAGAGCUGGAGAAAUCUCAGAAAUGCCACUUUCUGCCUAUUUGUAUUCCAUGCAAUUAAACUCACAGGAGGAUGUGAACGUUGAACUGUCGGAUCUGGAGAGGAGGCUCUUUCAGAAUUUCUGGAGAAUACAAAUAACAGGUGAAGCAGACAGACAGGUUCCUGUACAUUUGACUCCAGUGAUGCUGCAGACAUUGGAUCUUCUGGUCAGAAAAAGAAAGGAAUGUGGGAUUUUACCAGAAAACACUUACCUGUUUGCAAGACCGUCCAGUAUGAUUUUCUACCGUGGAUUUGUCACUCUUAUAAAUUUUGCCAAAGUCUGUGGCGCAAAGAUGCCGGAAACUCUGAGCUCCCAAGAAUUGCACAAGCAAAUGGGAAUCUUGUCACAAGUCCUUAAUCUCACUCAUACCGAGCUGAAUCAACUUGAUGAUUACCUGGGACACAGCAUAAACUUGCAACGACAGUUUUACCGAAUUCCUGAGUGGGUUCUCCAGCUAGCGAAAAUGAUCAAACUCAUGGUUGCUCAAGAGCAAGGACGUCUCGCUCAAUUCAAGGGCAAGUCUCUCGACGACGUUGAAAUUGAUCUUGACGAGAGUGUGCCUUUAUACAGGGACCAGGAUCAAAACCCUGAGGAGCCUCGGGACCCAAGGCCAGCCUAUGAGUCAGACCCAUUGGACUUCCAGCAGCUGAUUAGUGAAGAGGAAGAAUUUCUGCCUCAAUCGCAUGGGGGGUGCUCCAGUUUAGACCAUGAGAUGUCACUGCCCUGCCACAUUAAGGAGAAACAGAUUCAUUCACAGCUUCCUCACAUAAAAGAAGAGGAGGAUCCGCAGUUGACACACAUUGAAAAGGAACAGGAGGAUACACAGUUGCCGCAUGUUAAAAAGGAAAAGGAGGAGCCACAGUUGCUUUAUGUUAAAAAGGAAGAGGAGGAGCCACAGUUGCCCCAUGUUGAAAAGGAAGGAGAGGAACCACAGUUGUCCCAUCUUAAAAAGGAAGAGGAGGAGCCACAGUUGCUGCCUGUUAUAAAGGAAGAGGAGGAGCCACAGUUGUCCCAUGUUCAAAAAGAAGGGGAGGAGCCACAAUUGCCCCAUGUUAAAAAGGAUGGGGACGAGCCACAGUCAUCUCAUGUUAAAGAAGAAGAUCCACAGCCCCCACACAUUAAGGAGGAAGCGACCGAUCCGAAGCUCCCCAAAAUUAAAGAAAAACAGAAGCAUCCACAUCCUGUCCAGAUUAAAGAGGAAGAGGAGGAUCCAAAACUCCCCUACGUUAAAGAGCAAAAUGAUCCACAGCUCCCCCACAUUAAGGAGGAAGAGGAGGAGUUUGAUAUCAGUAAGUUGCCACUGACUGGUGACUCUGAGAAGAGUAAAGAAGACGACAAACCACCCGAGAGGUCAGUGCUUCAUCAUCACAGUCCGAGUGAAGACCACUGUGGAGGACCACCACCAGACAACCUUUUAGCUCCACUGGCAAACAGUGAUGAAGUACCUUUGACAAUGCACAAAGAUCGUAAAGAAUUUACACUGGCUACAAGUCGAAGCAAGAGGAUACCCCCAUUACAAGAUGCGGAAGAGCAUGCAGUGAAGUCACUGGACAAGACGGCAGAAUUGGAAAUAAAAUUAAUGAAUUCAUUGAAAGGUCGGGGGUUGUUUGCCAAAGUCUGUUUCCAAAAAGGAGACUUUGUGGUGGAGUACAGAGGAGAGUUAAUUAAUUCUGAAGAAUCAAAAAAGAGAAGGAUGAGCUAUCACAAAGCAUGUGCUGUGUUCAUGUUUGACUUCUUUUGGAAAGAAGCUACAUUGUGUAUUGAUGCAUCCAUAUAUGAUGGCAGCCUUGGACGCGUCGUCAAUACUGACUCCAGACAUCCAAAUUGCCAAGUGAAGGUCAUAGCAAAGGACAAACUGCACCUCUGUUUAUUUGCUUUGAGGGACAUUCACCCAGGAGAAGAAAUUACAUGUGACCAGGAAAGAAAUGCUACACCACAGAGGCAACAGAUGAAAAAAGAGCAGAUGAAACUGGAUUCAGAUAAAGUCCUUGAGCUCAUCUUGGACGGCAGUAGUAAAGAUUACAUUCCUAAGCGUGGUGAAGAUCUGUCUUCCGGUGAUCCAAAUUCGAGUAACGUUAGUGCCUCAAUUGACCAGGAACAAGCGAUGCAGAGAUUUCCAAAUGUAGAGAGGAUGCCGGAUGUCCGUGAUGCGUGGCCAUCACGGCAAGAACGUGACUGUGCUUUGCAGCCUCCUAUUAAGCGAGGGAGCUCCCAUAUCAGAUAUAAAAGUCCCUCUGGUAAGAGAAGGAGAUAUCUCGUAUCCUGGCCAAAAGCAGACACGAGUAGUGAUAACGGCACAAAGGAACAAGAAGAGGCAGAGACUGGAUCUGUGUCAGAUGAUUCAGCACCUGACAUGCAGGAAGAUCUACCGGACUGGGCCCCAUCCCCGGAUAGAGGGUCCGUGGAUUUACCUUGCGUACCUGGUGUUAGUAAAAAAGAGGAUGGGUCAAGAAUGUACAACAAGAAACAGUAUUGUUUGUACUGCAAGACAGGGUUUCUAAAAAUUUCAAGGCACCUAGAGCGUGCACAUAGAGACGAGCCAGAAGUUGUACAGGCCCUCUCCUUUCCAAAAGGCUCGAAGGGAAGAAGGAUGUGUUUUGAGCAUUUAAGAAACCGGGGCAACUUUACCCACAAUGUUGAAGUUUUAAAUUCUGGCGUUGGAACGCCUGUGCCUUGCAAACGACCAAGAUGCAAAUCUCAAAUGCUAAAUUUUUUACACUGUGCAUUUUGUAAAGGCUAUUUUUUGAAAAACGUCCUUUGGAAGCACAUGAAGACCUGCAAAUUUAAACCUAGUAAUCCACCAAAUCACGGCAAAACGCGUGUUCAGGCUCUUUGUGCACUUGCUGCACCUCCGCCACCUGGAGUGAAGGAACAGUUUUGGAACGUGAUAAACAGCAUGAAUGUUGAUGAUGUUUAUGAAGCUGUCAAGUCCGAUCCUUGCAUCAUGGAAUAUGGGCAACAUUUGUACAACAGGCAUGGACACGAUGCCACUAAACGCUUAUACAUCCGCGAUCAAAUGAGAGCGUUGGGAAGGCUGCUCGUAUGUUCCAGAAAAGCCACUCAUAUGAAAACAAUCAAAGAUCAUAUGCGGCCCUCAAAUUUCAUGCAUGUGGUCCAGGCGACGAAAGACACGGCAGGUUACAACUGUGAGACGGGUACAUACAAAAGCCCAAGCUUGGUGCGCAAAAUUGGACACGGCUUGGAAAGGAUUUCAAAGUUGUUGGAAAGUAGCGCGAAUGUCCGAGGCAACGAUGGUAUUUUAAAAGAUGUCGGGGGGUUCCGUGCAGCGUAUAAAGCCAGGUGGCGAGAACUCCUACCAUCGGCUUCACUCAAAAAAUUGAAGGAGUUCAAGUGGGAAGUUCCUCAGCUGCUCCUCUUCACUGAAGAUGUGCAGAGUCUCCAUUCAUAUUUACAUACUCAGCAACAAGAUCUUUUCCAAAAACUAACCUGGGAAUCCUCCCCCGUGACACAUGGACAACUGACAAAGGUCAUUUUGACCCAAAUCACUUUGUUUAACAGACCAAGAGCUGGAGAAAUCUCAAAAAUGCCACUUUCUGCCUAUUUGUAUUCCAUGCAAUUAAACUCACAGGAGGAUGUGAACGUUGAACUGUCGGAUCUGGAGAGGAGGCUCUUUCAGAAUUUCUGGAGAAUACAAAUAACAGGUAAAGCAGACAGACAGGUUCCUGUACUUUUGACUCCAGUGAUGCUGCAGACAUUGGAUCUUCUUGUCAGAAAAAGAAAGGAAUGUGGGAUUUUACCAGAAAACACUUACCUGUUUGCAAGACCGUCCAGUAUGAUUUUCUACCAUGGUAUUGUCACUCUUCGAAACUUCGCCAAAGUCUCCGGCGCAAAUAUGCCGGAAAACCUGAGCUCCCAAGAAUUGCACAAACAAAUGGGAAUCUUGUCACAGGUCCUUAAUCUCACUCAUACCGAGCUGAAUCAACUCGGUGAUUUCCUGGGACACAGCAUAAACUUGCAACGACAGUUUUACCGAAUUCCUGAGUGGAUUCUCCAGUUAGCGAAAAUUAUCAAACUCGUGGUUGCUCGAGAGGAAGGACGUCUCGCUCAAUUCAAGGGCAAGUCCCUCGACGACAUUGAAAUUGAUCCUGAGGAGAGUGUGCCUUUAUACAGGGACCAGGAUCAAAACCCUGAGGAGCCUCGGGACACAAGGCCAGCCUAUGAGUCAGACCCAUUGGUGAUUCCGGUCACAACGGGACACACUGCGUCGCUUCCAAAUUCCAAGAAUGAUCACGCUGUAAGGGUAAAAGUGCGGCAGAAUUACAAGCGAAAGAAAUGGGACAAACAAGAAGUGGAUGCGGUUGAAAGGCAUAUGAUGUCGUUCAUCACAUCAAGACAACUUCCAGGAAAACAAGAGUGCAGCAACUGCCUUUUGUCGGAGAGGGCGGCCCUGAGAAAUAGAAACUGGCUGGCCGUUAAAUAUUAUGUCAGGAAUCGUAUUCUGGCUCGCAACAGCAAAGUUUAAUCGUCUCCAUGCACUUUGUUUUUUGUAUUUACACGGAAAAAAUGUUGGGACACCAAUUGUUGAUGGAAGUAAACCACAAUGUGUUUGGUUUUAAAUUGUUUCAAUAGAAUUAUUUUCAAAGCCAGA